Molecule: messenger RNA, 5594 nt
Organism: Myxocyprinus asiaticus (Chinese sucker)
Lineage: Eukaryota; Metazoa; Chordata; Actinopteri; Cypriniformes; Catostomidae
Product: sal-like protein 2
Exons: 3
Coding region: 586-3960 (1124 amino acids)
Biological process (GO): regulation of transcription by RNA polymerase II
Cellular component (GO): nucleus
Molecular function (GO): DNA-binding transcription factor activity, RNA polymerase II-specific; RNA polymerase II cis-regulatory region sequence-specific DNA binding
Source: RefSeq, a predicted model, not a curated record
GACUAUGGGAACGACUGGAAUAUGCCAUUUUUCGAUAUCGCAAUGUACCAACAACCUAAACAUCGAACAAUGGAUGAAAAUUGACCAGUCACGACUACAGCAGAUUAUACCGUGUACUAAAGACAGUACAGCAAAUAAAUAAUUUAACUGUCGAACUGGCUGCUGUGAAAGCCGACUGCGCAUCUUGGUGGCAAAAUGCCGGAACAGCAAUGAUGAUAUUCCGAGCCAGACAUUGCGCGCCUCAUUUUGUCUAGUAAUUUCAUAAACAGCUGUGAAAGACAAUCGUCUUCUGAGGAACAGUUGGCAGUGAAAUCCCUCACCUCUAUUCUUGCAAAGAACACUUCCUGCUCUACCUCAUCCUACAACUCAGAUCUGCCAAUCUUCCUUGAGCCUAAACCCAUCUGUAGGGAGGCUCACAACUCAUAACAUUUCCUGUAGACCUCAACGAGUGUCACCUGGUCCAAUUUCCUGACAUCCCACAAUCCUGCUUUUCUAGCCAUUCUUCUAAACAGUGUAUUUACACCACUGAACCAACUGUGCAGUUACACCACUGAACUCCCUACCCACAACCAAACCCAAUCACUCAUGGCUUCUCCAAAGUUAGGUGUGUCAGCUACUACAACCUUAUCUUCAUCUUCCUCUUCUGCUGCUUCUCUCUGCGCACUUCCACAUGCUGGAAGUCCCAGUCCUGUGCCUGGAGGUCCCCCAAGCCCAGUUACACCUUCUUCCAGCCCAAGUACAGUACCUCCAGCCCCAGCAUGUGCACCUGUCAGCAUCGCGUUCAUCCUUGAUGAGCUACGUGUGCUGCAGCAGAGGCAAAUCCAUCAGAUGCAGAUGACUGAAGAGAUCUGUAGGCAAGUAUUAAGGCUGGGAGGAGCUUCUUGUGAACUGGAUUCAAUGCCAUUCACACUACCACCUCUGCCACAGCUCUGUUUGAAGGGUUCUGAAAGCAGCCCCAAACCCUCUCUGCAAAACUCAUCACCUCCCCCUACAUCUGUGGCUCCCCUUUUGGCCUGUGUAUCAUCCCUGUUUCCCUCCCAGACCACCUCUAAGUCCUCUAAACAUGCACAAUCUCUUUUGAAUGUCUUACACCCUCAUAAGACACAGUUUGACAGUGGGGCAGUUACUCCAGCAAACUUCACCAGUCAUACAAGUACUCACUCUUCCACAUCCUCACCAAUGUCCACAUCUGCUACCAUAAACUAUCCACUCACACCUUCCCUUGGCCUACCAGCCCAAAAUGCAUAUGAGAAAGCAUCUGACAUCACAGAAGCCAGAGGGAAGAGUAGUCUGACUUACCCAAACCAAGCUAUGCAAGCAGCUGCUGCCCCUUCAGCCCCCUCACUGGAUCCAAAACUAUCUGUGCAAGAAGGUACAACUUUAACAUCAGGGCGUAUGCAGCAUGCAUGUCGCUUUUGUCGGAAGAUCUUCAGCAGUGAUUCAUCCCUGCAAAUACACUUGCGCUCACACACAGGGGAACGUCCAUACCAGUGCCCUGUAUGUUUCAGUCGAUUCACCACACGAGGGAAUCUCAAGGUCCACUUCUUGCGGCAUCGUGAGCAAAACCCUGAACUCUCUUUUUCUUUGUUUCCGUGUUCCCUAUUUGGAUCUGUGACAGGGGGGUCAGUGACAGGAUCAGCACAAACUCAAACUAUGUCCUCUACCAACAUGAGUGCUGCUCAGAGGCAUCAGAAACAGCAAGUCGGGGAUGGUCUGUGUGGUGAGAAUCUUGAGGGUGCUACUGAUUUACCACAUACCACAACAUCAUCUCUGCCUCCAAGUAUUGAUUUGGCCCUGCUGACCACUGCACACUCUCUCCUUCAGCUCAACCGUGCUGCUGCUGCAGCUGCAGCAGCCUCUAAAUCCUCUACCUCUUCAGUUACGUCCUCAUCCUCUUCCUCGCUUGCCUCCACCCUUCUUUCAUCCCCUGCCUCAUCCACCUCAUCUGUUGCUGGUGUGUUUAAAGGAGUGAAACAACAGUGCUUUGAUGAGAACACCCCUCCACUACCUACCCUACUCCCCCAUUCUGCUUAUUCACAGCUUGCCAGCUUACCCAAAAUCUUCUUCCCAGCAUCUUCAAGCCACCAACACCCAGGCCAUGGGCUUCUGAGGCCCACAACUACAACAGGAUCCUUCCUUACAACCCCACAACAACAGAUUGCAUUCCCUUUCACAGCCUCUUCCACUUCCCCAUCCAUCUCAACCUCCGCCUUAACCUCAGACACAUCAAAACUGCAGAAACUGGUGGAGAAGUUAGAGAAGCAACCUCAUGGUCAGUCCCACUGGGUUUCAUCCUUUGGGGAAACUUCUACCAGUAGCUACAGCACAGCAGGAGGUUUAAGCAAUAGCAGCAGUAGUUUAAUGAGCACAAGAACUUUCAGUACAAAUGCAAUCACCUCAUCUCCAUCAUCUACAGUCCAGAUACCAUCAUCUAUCUUCAACAAGGAGUCACCUUAUCUGGGUCUUAUGAAUUCUGCUGGAGCACUUGCCCAUAAUCAGUGUAGUGUGUGUCUUAGGGUGCUAAGCUGCCCAAGAGCACUACGUUUGCACCAGGCUACCCAUUUAGGUGAGCGCCCCUUCCCCUGUAAGCUGUGUGGUCGUUCCUUAUCAACUAAAGGAAGCCUUCGAGCUCACCUUGCCACCCAUCGAGCACGGCCACCAAACAGUUGUGCACAAAAUUCUUGCCCCUUAUGUCAGCGAAAGUUUACUAAUGCGCUUGUGCUGCAACAUCAUAUUCGCAUGCAUUUAGGAGGACAGCUACCACCAGAGCAUCUGCCUGAAAUUUCAAUGGAAAGUGAUACUUUGUCCCAUUCCCAACUCCCUACUUCAGAGAUCAGCCCUAGGACUACUGAUGUUCAGUUACUACAUGCUGAUAUAGAAACAGUUUUAGAUUUGAAAUGUUCCAUUAGUAGUCAUUCUGACCCCCUUGCAGUCAGUAUUGCUCCCACAGUAUGUCCUCUAACCUCCAGUCUACCUGGUUCACUGAGCCCAGGUCCCAUACCACAUUUUGACAUAAGCCCUGACCCUUCUCUGAAUCCAACCACCCAUUCACCUCCAACAGGCAGAGCAGAUCCCCCUGUUCUCCCUCUCAGUGUACCCUCUCCAGAAGAAUCUCCUGUCUGUCUUCUUCCUCCCACCACCCACCCAAUCUCAGCAACAACAGAUCCUCCUGCCUCUGAUGAACUAUCUUUUGAAUGUUCCAGCAACACUGCCUUCCUAGGAGAUAAAAAAAUGUCCUGCUCCUCUGUUUCGGUGAAAGCCAGUUCACACAGCGACGACUGUGAAUUUAGUGAAAAUAGAUCUCCCUUGCCUAUUCCUGCAUCAAGAUCACAUUUGGAAGAUCUUCUUAGUAUACAAGCUCAUCAUACAUCAAAAGGUCCUCUACCACAUCCAGCAUCAGAACUACUGGAGCCUGACCAAGGCCUUGUUGAAACAUCCAAUUCAAUCCCCCAAGAGUUUUGUGAGGAUGAAAUUAGUGAAGAUAAAGCACACAAAACACCAAAGAAUGCUCAAAGGGCAACUCCAGAUUUGAGUAUUAAUGCAAAUAUAGUAUCAGACACUUUAAACAAGACAGUUGAGGAUGCAGCUGAGACUGUGCCUGAGGAGCCUGACACACAAGAUGCGAAGACCAUAAAGGAAGCUCACUGUAGUUUAAUUGCAAAGGAUAAAGUUGACCUUAAAGAUACAACUGGAACUGAAAAGAACAGAACAGAAUCAACUGUACGCAUAUCACUGACUCCCAGUCUUCCACCUCCCAUGCCAGAGAGAAAAACCUACCACUGUUCUGAAUGUGGAAAAGAGUAUGCAAGUCGCAGUGGAUUGAAGGGACAUAUGAAGCAUCAUGGAGGAUUUGUCAAGGCUCCUCGCGCUCCUGCUAAAACGAAGGGCCCAGAGAGAGUGUUGCAUCAGGAGCGGUCAGAAAUACAUCAUGCGUCUCUUCUACCACCUGGGCAUCAGUGAGCUUCUUGAACAAAACCAAGCCCUCCUUAACAUCAGCACAUUUCAGAGCUUUUCACUUUUUAUUCAGAGCUUCUUGUUUUCAAGGAAAAUGGGACAAAGUGUUGAAAAAAAUGUAAUAGAAGACAUAGGAACCUGAAGGAUAUUUUGGAUCUUGAUUUUAGACUGCUCCCACACAUGUAAACAUGCACACACUAAACAUGUACAUGGCCAUUUCUUGGCAUUAUUACAACUGAAAAUGCACCCAGAUCAUACUGUAAUAUUAAAAUACCUGCAUUGUGCAUUUUUAAUAUACAAUAUGUGAUACAUUUAUGUCAGUGCUUGAUGCCCUUUAACUGCAGUCAAUUCUUGGAACAUAAUGUCUAAAAAUAUCUUGUAGUACUUCCUUGAGUAUUAUGUGAUGUUCUUUUUGAUGGCUUAAAAUUGUUUUGUUAGUGUAAGGUUGUCAUGAUGGUUUUGUUUGUUUAUAUCAAAGAGAACAUGUAGAGGUAGCUAAGAAAUAGCUUUGUUUAAGGAACAGAUAGAAAAUUAAGUCAUUAUUCACUGAAAAUCCUGUCCUCCGCCAUUGCUCUGAAAUCUCAUUCGUGCUUGCAUAUUCAAACUUGGUGUCACCUCAAUAAAUAUCAUGCCAAGUUUGAUUUCACUAAUGUUAAACACCUAUGGUUCUCACCUGUCAAUAUGUGCAAUCGGUUGAACAUGCACAAGCAUGAAUGAGAUUUGCAAAGCUAUAUGGCAGAGGGUAACAUUUUAAGCAAAUAAUGAUUUAAAUAUCAGUCCCUUCCUUAAAAAUAAUAAUAAUAAAUAAAUAAAUAAUAAUAAUAAAAAAAAGGCUAUUGUGUCGGUGAACUAUUAUUUUAACCUUAAAGAACAACAAUAUUAAAAAAAAUAUGUGCUGAGAUUUUAAUAAAACAGUAAAUGGAUGAUCCAAUUUGAAGGAAGUGUACAGUAUUUUACAUAAAAAUUCAUAAAUUCAAUUUUUAUUGAAUCUUAAUUUGGUCAAACAACUUGUGGCCCUAUGUGGAUGUAAUUAACCUUUAGCCUGAAAUACAAGCUCCUACCAAUUAUUGCAAUAUACUAAAAUGCUUUGGCGCAACCUUUAAGAUUUUGAUAGCUAUGGUGAAAAAAUAUAUCAUACUUACAUUGUUAAUGUUUUAUACUUGUACUAAAUCUUUUGGCUUUUAAUUGACGUCAAGGAACAGUUGGAUUAGUUCUAAAAUGAAGAAAACACCAUAAAUAUAGCCUGUCAACCUACAGUACAGUAUGUCCAUUGUGUUCAUGUUUGUCUUGUUCAGCUGUUCACUACUAGAUAAAAUACUGCUUUUAACACCAACUAGACUAAAGAGUUAGUUGAGACUGUUUAACAUGCCUGUAUCUUAGUUAGAGUUAGCUCUUGUUACCUAUUGUUAGUGUAUCCAUUGAAAAAGGCAAAAAUAUACUGACUCAUUCUGAGAUUAACCAUUAGCUUAAAGACAUUUCUAAUUUUCUUGGUGGCAAUGUUUGUUUCUUUGGUGGUGUUUGUUCUUUGUCUGGAUACUUUUACAUGAAAUUAUUCCCUAAUGUUUAUUGCUUAGAAAUGAAUUGGGUGUAAACUCUAAGUUGUAAUUUCAUAGUACAGAUGAAAUAAAAAAGUAAAUAAA